GCAGCGAUUGGCUGGGGUCGGGGAGAGGGGCGUGGCCCGUCGUCCGCGGCAGCCUCCGCGGGUCUGGAUGGCGGGUGAGGGCGGAUUGGGGUGUCUGUCUCUCUCGGCGGUAGCGGUGGAAGUCUCGCGAGGCGGGAUUUGGCGGCCGCGGCGGUGGUGGCUGCUGCCUGUUUGCCUCCCACCCUCCCUCCUAACGAGGCGCUGGUGUUUGUGUGGAAGAAGCCGGGGAAGGCAGGGAGGAGGCGGCGGCAGCAGCAGCCGGAGCCCGGCCGGCGUCGUGUGCAGGCGGCGCAGAGGCCCCGAGGCGGAGGCCCACAGCUGCCGGGGGCUGCCCCCUCAGCCGCCGCCAUGGCCUCGGGAGACACCCUCUACAUCGCCACCGACGGCUCGGAGAUGCCGGCUGAGAUCGUGGAGCUGCACGAGAUCGAGGUGGAGACCAUCCCGGUGGAGACCAUCGAGACCACCGUGGUGGGCGGCGAGGAGGACGAGGAGGAGGACGAGGACGACGAGUGCUGCGAGGACUGCGGCCCGCACCACCCGCCCCACCGCCGCCACCACCACCAUCACCACCACCACCCGCCCAUGAUCGCCCUCCAGCCGCUCGUCACCGACGGGGACCCCAGCGGCGGCGGGGUGGGCGUCGGGCCCGGCGGCGGCCAGCUCCACCUGCACCACCACCCGCACCACCAGGAGGUGAUCCUGGUGCAGACCCGCGAGGAGGUGGUGGGCGGCGACGACUCGGACGGCCUGCGGGCCGACGACGGCUUCGAGGACCAGAUCCUCAUCCCAGUGCCGGCCCCGGCCGGCGAGGACGAGUACAUCGAGCAGACGCUGGUCACCGUGGCGGCGGCCGGCAGCAAGAGCGGCGGCGGCGGGGGCUCCUCGUCGGGCGGCGGCCGUGUGAAGAAGGGCGGCGGCGGCAGCGGCAAGAAGAGCAGCAAGAAGAGUUACCUGGCGGGCGGCGGAGGGGCCGAGGGGGCCGGCGGCGGCGGCAGGAAAUGGGAGCAGAAGCAGGUGCAGAUCAAGACCCUGGAGGGGGAGUUCUCGGUCACCAUGUGGGCCUCGGAUGACAAAAAAGACAUUGACCACGAGACUGUGGUCGAGGAGCAGAUCAUUGGAGAGAACUCGCCGCCGGACUACUCGGAGUACAUGACGGGAAAGAAGCUCCCACCUGGAGGAAUCCCAGGCAUUGAUCUUUCAGACCCCAAACAACUGGCUGAAUUUGCAAGAAUGAAGCCAAGAAAAAUAAAAGAAGAUGAUGCUCCAAGAACGAUAGCAUGUCCUCACAAAGGCUGCACAAAGAUGUUCAGGGAUAACUCUGCCAUGAGGAAGCAUCUGCACACUCACGGGCCACGAGUACACGUUUGCGCGGAAUGCGGCAAAGCCUUUGUGGAGAGCUCAAAGCUAAAGCGGCAUCAGCUAGUUCAUACCGGAGAGAAGCCCUUUCAGUGCACAUUCGAAGGAUGUGGCAAGCGCUUUUCACUGGACUUCAAUUUACGCACACAUGUGCGAAUUCAUACUGGAGACAGGCCCUAUGUGUGCCCUUUUGAUGGCUGCAAUAAGAAGUUUGCUCAGUCAACUAACCUGAAAUCUCACAUCUUAACACAUGCUAAGGCCAAAAACAACCAGUGAAACUGCAAGAAAAAAGGUCUUGAACUUAAAGCAUCCUACCUUACAGGAGAAUGAUUGGGAAUAAAUAAGCCUCCCCUUUAUAUAUUGUUUCUAGGAAAGAGUUUAAAAAGAAAAAAAACCUACACACCUAAAGGACUUGUUUUUGAUAAAGUAGCAAAAAUAAACUUUUAAGACUUCUUUGCUACAAUGCUCGAUUUUGCUCUGUAAUUGGUUUCGAGAGCAUGGUGUUUUUGUAAAGCGUGGCCCCAUCUGGAGGAGGCAGACAGUUCAUGGACUUGCAUCAAAGACAGUUCUUUCUACAACAGUGCUAAAAUUGGACUUUUCACCUUCUUAUAAAUAUGAAGCUCACCUGUUGCUUACAAUUUUUUAAUUUUGUAUUUUCUAAGUGUGCAUAUUGUACACUUUUUGGGGAUAUGCUUAGUAAUGCUAUGUGUGAUUUUUUUCCGGAGGUUGAUAACUUUGCUUGCGGUAGAUUUUCUUUAAAAGAAUGGGCAGUUACAUGCAUACUUCAAAAGUAUUUUCCUGUAAAGAGAAAAAAAGUUAUAUAGGUUUUGUUUGCUCUCUUUAAUUUUUUUGGUUGUAUUCUUUGAUGUUAACACAUUUUGUAUAAUUGUAUCGUAUAGCUGUAAUGAAAUCAUGUAGUAUCAAAUAUUAGAUGUGAUUUAAUAGUGUUAAUCAACCUAAACCCAUUUUAGUCACUUUUUUUGGGAAAAAUACUGCCAGAUGCCGAUGUUCCGUGUACUUUCUCUUUGCCUGUUCAGUUAAGGAAAGUGGUGCUCAGUUGUAGAAUGUAUUGUACAGGCACUGACCUUUUAACAUCACCUGAUAUGUACAUCCCGUGUAAUAGAGUGGGCAACAAUAAAACAGUGGUCCUGAAGAAAGAAUAUGGCAGAAAAAUUAUCUGUAAGCACAGCCUAUUUUCUUCUGUUGUCCAGAACAAAUUAUAGUUCUUUAACCUCCCAGGAAAUUGGAAGAUAAAUAAAACACAAGUUACCUUUAUAUUUGCUUGUUGCAUUUAAUCACAAGCGGUAGCUGUAACAUUUUUUUUUAAAAAAAUAGCAUUAUGCAGAUGCAGUGGGGAGUCAGAUCUCAUGCUGUCAAACCUCCCUCCCAUAGAGCAGAGUAUUGGGGCAUUGGCAGUCAAGUUUGAGCUUUCACUUUUUUCAGUGAACAAAUUAAUAGACCAGCGGGGCAGUUGAGUGAGCUCCCUUGCUCUUUUCUCAGAAGGUAAAGUGGCAGCAGUCAUUCCCGUUCCCUCCUAUUAGUGCUGCUGAUAGAGACUGGCAGGUGAAUCGUGAUCUCAGAAUGUCCUUUGUUUUGUAGCCAUUCCCUUCAAAUUCACUUUGUGUGAUAAGGGGCCAUGCUGUAGACAUCUAUAGAAAAGUCUGUGCAAUGGAUCAAUGUGUUUGCUGCCACAGUCAGCAGCUAUACUAUCCUUUAGAGUGGAUUCGUUGGAAUGGUCAGCUCCUUCCAUAGCUCAUAAAGCUAUGCUCAGCUUUGUUACAAAUGUUUAACUAUCUAAAAAUUUGGGCCAAGGAAAACAGAAUUCUGUACUAUAUAAAAUGCUUUAUCAAAUUUAUAUGCAUCAGAGGGCAGGCUGCUCAAGCCCUACCCUGACUCAGAAAUCUUACUCAGUUACUCCUCUAGCUUACUAAGUGCUAACCCACUUGUGUGCUUUUAAGCACAUUUGCAACCAGGACAGAGGGGAUCCUCCUUUAAAAAGUUAAUAUGCCCCUCCUCCUCUUCCCUUGUGUGUCUUUUCAGAUUGUAAGCCUGAGGGCAGGGCUCAUUUAUUUUUACUGAUGUUAAACCUCUUUGGAAGAUCAUUGUGAGGAAAGCAGGAUAUAAAUGUAACAAAUAAACUGAAAGCUGAAAUUGUCA
This is a messenger RNA of Eublepharis macularius, 3513 nucleotides long. It is a transcript of the gene YY1, whose product is annotated as YY1 transcription factor. Gene Ontology annotation, molecular function: DNA-binding transcription factor activity, RNA polymerase II-specific; RNA polymerase II cis-regulatory region sequence-specific DNA binding. Gene Ontology annotation, cellular component: PcG protein complex; transcription regulator complex. Lineage: Eukaryota; Metazoa; Chordata; Lepidosauria; Squamata; Eublepharidae. The coding region runs from base 349 to 1632 and encodes 427 amino acids. The transcript has 5 exons. Gene Ontology annotation, biological process: regulation of transcription by RNA polymerase II. The record is from RefSeq and is a predicted model, not a curated record.